CUGACUAGAGCUGAGCUACACGACAGGCGGAGCUCUCAUGCGUCGGCAGUGAGUACUCCAACUCACCAACUGUAGCACUAGCUCGCAUCACGUACUCGCACGAUGCAGUACGUAGAAAGAAUAAAUGACCUACUUCAUUCAUGGCAACAGCAUAUGCUCCCGCUCCCCCGCACUCCACACCGCCCCACCGCCCGAUCCGCUCGAUCACGAACCGCCUGUCUGCACGACGCAUACGCAUGCAUGCGCGCGCAGUGUCACCGUUCCGCCGGUCCCGCAGGUGUGCGAUUCGAACUCCCGCGCGCUGCGCCCCCCACCGCCAUGCGCCGUGCCCGCGGAUAAACUAGCGAGGGGUCGCGCACGUCGCGGCGCCGUACGCGCGCGUGUAUCUGGUUUGCUGGGCGAGUGGGCGCGCACUGGUCCCGUGCAUGCAGAGCGAGCGGGCGCAGGCGAGGCGAACCCGAUGGUGUUAAUUAGUCUCGAGGCCUCGAGCUGCCGCUAGUCGCCUGCGAACCCGGCAGCGGCAGGGGGCAUAUGCAGGAGGCGGCCGGGCGCGUCACGCUCACGCAGGGGGCCCGUCAUUGAAUCCAUGUGAUCCGUGCCGGGGAUCAUGUGAAGCACAAUCAAAGACGCGCGCUGCCGCCGCUGCGUCGCUCAUCAAUGGCUGCACACACAUAUACUCGAUCGCGUUCGUUCGUGUGUAUAUAUAUAUGCGUGUGUUCUUGCGUCCUCCUCUGAUUCCUUCGAGCCUUCAGCUUGCAUGCCCUUUGUGCGUAGCUGUGCUAGCUAGCUCGAUCUUCUGCUUGAGAAGCCGAGAUGAGGAGGCACGCUACUCUUGCUGACGCCCGAGGUCACCACCGCAUCCUUCUCAUACUCGCAGUCGUCCUGCUUCUUGCUGCCACCGGCGAUGGCAUCAGAUCGCCCCCCUUUUCCACAGAUGAUGUAGUAACACCGGUGCAUGGUGCACAAGACGAAAAGAUCAGCGCUACUGCGACACUUGUGAUCUCACCACAGCAGGCCACAGCUGGGGACAACGUCGGCCGCGGCGUCCUGCAGGAGGAGGUGCGCGCGACGGGGUCGAGCCUGCCGGACUGCUCGCACGCGUGCGGCGCCUGCUCGCCGUGCAACCGCGUCAUGGUGAGCUUCAAGUGCUCCAUCGCGGAGCCGUGCCCGAUGGUGUACCGCUGCAUGUGCAAGGGCAAGUGCUACCCUGUGCCCUCCAGCUAGCUACCUCGAUCAAUCUCAUGAGAGACACCAACGAGCAGUGUCGUGCGAUGCAUUUCAGCUGAUACCUCGAUCGCUUGCAUGCAAAGCCGUGACGCUGGUGUUAUUUACGAGCUAGCUAGGCUACGUGUUUGUAAAUUAAGAGUCGUCGUCGUCGUCGUUAAUUAGCUAGCUUAGCUAGUACUUAUGUGUACUGCAGAAGUGCAGGGUUCAUUAGCUAGAGAAUUUUGGGAUGUCAGGUCAGAUUUUUUUUUCUUUUUCAGUAGGAAUGUAUCGGAGACGCGCGCGCUCUAACAAAAGCUGUGUGCUUCUAGAUUGAUUUAGUAAGAGUUCCUUUUUCUUCUACGCAUGUAUUGCACGGAUAAAUCAGCUUUCGAAGGAUUGUUCAGGUUAAGUUAUAAGCCUGCAAUUUUAUUUUACUUUCAAUCAGCAUCUCAAUUUGUUCAAGGGUCACUUUCUUCGUACGAAUUGAAUUAGGGAUUGAGAUGCCACCCUCUUCCUAUAAAAUUGGAGAUCGCCAAGUAAAAAUGCAUCGUGUUUUUUUUUUCUUUUCCGGGCAGCUGAAGAAGGAUCGAUCAAAUUUCAUUUUAGAUAAGAAGCUUUGUGAAUUUCGAUAAGAAACUGUCAAGCUGAAAAGAAUAUCCUAGGUGGUUCAUACCUUGAAUCGUGGAUAGACUCCAUAUGUAUUUUUGGGACAGAUGGUGUACGAACAAAAGCACAAGCUUCCAAAAAAAAUUACACUCCUAUAAUUCCUUGCGCCCUUUGUUGUUGAAUAAUCUUUCAGCACAUGCAUGCAUGUUGAAGACAUGAAGAAACUGAUCGACCAAUCAGCUAAGCUUGACUCCGACUCCAGCGAAAGACAGUCCACAAAACUAAACUAACGCUCCAACAUCUUUCGUUAAGCCCACCAAAAAACCAGUAACGCCCACGCUUGCCG
Oryza sativa Japonica Group (Japanese rice) is the source of this 2158-nucleotide messenger RNA. RefSeq names its product protein EPIDERMAL PATTERNING FACTOR 2. Lineage: Eukaryota; Viridiplantae; Streptophyta; Magnoliopsida; Poales; Poaceae. The record is from RefSeq and is a predicted model, not a curated record. Gene Ontology annotation, biological process: guard cell differentiation; stomatal complex development.